Hyphopichia burtonii NRRL Y-1933 is the source of this 1152-nucleotide messenger RNA. RefSeq names its product RNA polymerase specificity factor. Gene Ontology annotation, molecular function: mitochondrial transcription factor activity. Gene Ontology annotation, biological process: transcription initiation at mitochondrial promoter. The transcript has a single exon. Gene Ontology annotation, cellular component: mitochondrial matrix; mitochondrial DNA-directed RNA polymerase complex. Bases 57 to 1115 code for a protein of 352 amino acids. NCBI's taxonomy places the organism in Eukaryota, Fungi, Ascomycota, Pichiomycetes, Serinales, Debaryomycetaceae. The record is from RefSeq and is a predicted model, not a curated record.
UGAGUACGUAAUACCCCGAUAAACCAAAUAAACGCUAAGCUAUGGGAGGUGGUACCAUGGCCGCUGGACGUCUUGCAGUGUCGGACUUGGUCAAGCUUUUCAAAAAAGCCAAUGCGAAAAGCAUUGGGUUCAAAAUGAUAACGCAUCCUGAGGCAUGCCAACAAUUGUUAGACAAGCUUGAUUUACCAUCGAAAUAUCCAAAUGCAUCUUCCAACCUAGAAAUUCUUGAUAUAUAUCCCAACUUUGGGCUUUUCUCUGCUAUGCUUAAUCACAAACUUAAGCCCAAGUCUCACUUGCUUAUCGAAAACAACCCCCAUUAUGUGAAAGAAUGGAAAGAAAGAUUGAAUAUAUUAGAAACAACGGGAAACGCAGAGAAUUUCAAACUCAUACCACAAUCGGGAUACAAAUGGGGAACAUAUUCAGAUUUGGAGAAGAAUAAGAUUCUAAAUCCUAAAACCAUAUCAAGAGAUAAGGUUCAUGACGAACUAUUAAUAGUUGCAAAUUUGACAACUUCGCUGAGCGAAUCUCUCAUGGCUCAGUGGAUGGCUUGUGGUUUGUAUCAGAACUGGAUUCAAAAAUACGGAAGGGUUCGGAUGGUCUUCUUGAUUCCUGAGGUAACAGCUGUAAGAUUCUGGUCUGGUGAAUCAUUCAAAAAAAGAAACAAGACUGCCAUCAAAAGAGAAUGGUUCAACGAUUCCCGUUUGAUAGGUGUGAGUGAGGCAGUUGUUGGUGCUACUGGUGAAACGUAUGACCCUAAUUGCUUAAUUCUGGAUCAGCCUGUUGUGAUUCCAUCAAAGGCAAUCCAUCCUCGAUAUGACAUAGCGAUGGUAGAACUAGUCCCCAAAGCUCCUGAAAUUUUGGAUUUUUCUUUACUUGAUUAUAUGCUACAAGAGCUAAUGUAUCGACCUACAGCAACCACUAGAGAAGGGUUUGGAGCAAUAGCUCCAGGUGUGAAAGAUGAUCUCAUACCAAAAAUCCCCAGCGAGAUUCUUGAUAAAACCGUCAGGUCAUUAUCAAUUGAUGAUUUGAGAGUGCUACUAGAUGCUUAUGAUAAAUGGCCCUUUAAACCAGAUGUAGAGGAUAGGGUGAGUGUUUAUGUCGAAGAGGAGCUGUAAUCUACAUACCUGUAAAUAAAAUCAAAAAUGAUCACGU